Fusarium coffeatum is the source of this 1368-nucleotide messenger RNA. RefSeq lists its product as uncharacterized. Bases 1 to 1368 code for a protein of 455 amino acids. The record is from RefSeq and is a predicted model, not a curated record. The transcript is spliced from 6 exons. NCBI's taxonomy places the organism in Eukaryota, Fungi, Ascomycota, Sordariomycetes, Hypocreales, Nectriaceae.
AUGCCCAGUCAGAUCUUCAAAGGAAGGGUCUUCGCAGCUGCGGGACCUCUUCCUGGCCAGUUCACUGUCGAUAAUCUAAAACGGUGGACUUCUCUACGAAAAGGCAUCUUCCUUGACGAUUUUGACGAGACUGUCACUCAUCUUCUUUGCACUAGAGAGCAAUGGGACAACAAAGUCCCCAGAAUCAAGCAGGCUUUGAAGCGUCACAAGAACUUUCCAAUCAUUCACUGUGAUUGGUAUGAAUUCUCUACGGUCCAGAAUAAGAGACUUCCUGAGAAGGACUAUUCCAUGAGAAGCCUUCAGGCGAAACUGAACGCCAGGAGAAGAGAGAAAGAACGCUGGGAGAAGGGUAUUCAACAAGGCAAGAAAUUUGUCAACACAACAGACUUCUACCAUCUCUAUCGAGAUCGUCUCAAUUUUGUUUAUGAGAUUCACAUCACUCGAGAUGACGAAAUGACUGGUGAAGUCGGCCAGAAAUACACCCUCUACUUGUGGGAGUCUAAUGCCAAGCCUCACCUCUAUUUGUUCGCGGCCCGCUUUCUCAAGAAGAAAGGCAGCACUCAGCCAUCCUAUCACCGCCCUAGUCCUCACGAGGGACCAUGGCGACAGGAGAUGGAUCUCUUCAUGGAUUUCUUCAAGAAGAAGACCGGCAUUGACUGGCAAGAUCGUGUGACUCUAGCUAAUACCCAGCCAAGAGCCUACUUCCAGUAUACUCCACCAGCCAGAGGAAAGCCCAUUGGACGACGUCUGCGCCACGACAUCGACUACUGUCGAGAAAUCAAUGCUGAAAUCCUGGGACUGCUGUGGCCUCCUGUCGAAAACCCCGAGUCUUCAAAGAAUUCUACGGAGAACGAUUCUGACGCUGGACCAAGAGCUUUCGAAGACGAAGAUGAAGUGAUGGCUUCGCCGCCAGAUUCCACUGUUGCUUCAGAGUUAGGGGUUCAUGGCCAGAAGCCAGAGGAAGACCACAGCCAAAACCAUGGCCAAGACCAAGACCACGACUCUGGUACUGAUCACAAGAGCCCUGAAGUUGAUGCGGAGAUCAUGGCUUCACCUCCCCAGUUUAGCCAGGUACUGGCAGACGAAAGUAGCCCUGCUACCGCCUCACAUUUCCCAGGAAGUGAAGUCUACAGUGCACACUCCGAACAGAGACUCAAAACUCCUUCACGGGACAUGGAAGCCGAGACCGAAGGUGCUCCCGGUCAUCCAAUCUUGUUGGUCACUGAGAGUGCUCCAACCUUUGCAGCCAAAUCUGCUAACCCAGCUCCAUCCAUUGACGAGAACGAUACCUCAAAAACAUCCAACAGCCCUCUCGUGCAUCACGACAAGGAAACGGGCAUAGAAUUGUCACUGGAGUUCGAGGGUUAG